Messenger RNA from Rotaria sp. Silwood2, 2061 nucleotides. Lineage: Eukaryota; Metazoa; Rotifera; Eurotatoria; Philodinida; Philodinidae. The record is from the annotation of a GenBank genome assembly.
AUGUUAUACAUUCGUUGUCAUCUUCUAGUUCAUUAUACUGAAUAUCGUGAAUGUUUUUCAAUUGUAGUCACACAAACUAUUACAAUUCCAUGCUAUAUAUCCUUCGCUAAAAUUAAUCUUGUCAUAAUGGCUGGAGAGAAAGGAACAGAGAUUCGAGAUGACAAGCCAUGGAGUGAAUUAGCGCUUAGUUAUGAAAAUCAACACCACAUGGCCGUUACACUUUUUGAGCACACUGUCUAUCUCCUACGCAUCCAGUUGGAUUGUUCUUCACAAUUGGGAACCGAAUUAACUGAAACUGGUUGUAACCUUGCUCAAGAUGUGAAUGUUUGGAUUGAUCUAAAUGAUGAUGGAAAAUUUGAUCCAUCAGAAAUCGGAACUCCUUAUCCUUGGCCCUUAACUAGUUAUAUGGCAGAAGGAAUCUACGAUAUACAAAUAUAUGUACCAUCAUUCGAUAGCAGAUAUUUAACAAGUGGACCGCAUCGGAUGUGCAUUGCUGUCGCGCCAACAAUUGAUGCUACUCCCAUAUCUGCACUACCACAUAACGCGGCAUGUUCUCCUGAUGUUGGUAAAAUUAUUCUUGUUAUGAUGGCUGGUGAACAUCGAACACAGAUUCGGGAUGAUGAGUCAACGACAGCUGCAUUGACUGGCAACACUCAAAAUUAUCAACAUCGAUAUAUUGUACUGUAUGAAGACACCAUUUAUCUGCUACGCAUCCAGUUUGAAUGCACUGCACCAUCAGACACAUCGUCAGUUGACAACAACUGUAACCUUUCUCAUGAUGUGGCUGCCUAUAUUGAUCUCAACAAUGAUGGGAAAUAUGAUAAUACAGAGUAUGCAGCUCCCUACCGCUGGCCACUCACUAGCUAUAUGCCAAAAGGUAUCUAUGAUCUACAAAUAUAUGUACCUAUAAUCAAUGAAACAAAGAUGAAAAGUGGACCACAUCUUCUGCGCCUUGAAGUAAUGUUAAAUGAGCAAUAUCGUGAAAAAUGUGGCAAGAAUUACUACAGAGAGACACGAGAGUAUAAUGUCACCAUUCUUCGAAAUAUGAAGCAAUCAGUCGAUAUUGGCGACCCAUAUUUGACAUUAAGUGAUUCAAUAUGUUCUCAAACUAGUGGCAAGGUCGUGCUUGUUAUAAUGGCUGGCGAGCAAGGAUCACAUAUUCGUGAUGAUACACCAAUAAAUACUAUCAUCAGACAGGAUCAAACUCGACACUACAUGGCCGUUACCUUAUAUGAAAAUGCUAUCUAUCGAAUACGUAUUCAAUUGGAUUGCGACCAACGCUCCACCAAGGGUUCAUUUAAAGUCAGUUGCAAUCUUGCUUAUGACGUCAAUGUCUUUAUUGAUCUAAACAACGACGGAAUAUUCGACGAAUCAGAAAGCCGUAUUUCUCACCGAUGGCCGCUACGUAGUACAAUGACGAUAGGCAUUUAUGAUUUGGAAAUUCCUAUACCGAGUAUCAAUGAACAAACUAUGAGAAGUGGUUCACAUCUUAUGCGCAACAAAGUCAUGUAUUGUAUGCCUGGCAGCUUUGCCUGUUCAGAAGGCAAUAAUGCUAUUUUUAUGGUGAAGUUAUUGGGUGAGCAAAAUACAGAGAUUUUGGAUGAAACAAAAAAAUGUAGCUCUACAAAUAAUUAUAAUGAUCGAAGCGAUAUAGCUGUGACAUUGUUCGACAAUACAGUUUAUGGUCUUCAAAUCGAAUUGUGCUGUGUUAAACAAUCGGACUAUGAUAAUUUAAGCAGCCAAGACUCGUCUGUGUUUCAAACACACUGUGACAAUGCUCGCUAUCUUGGUGUAUGGAUAGAUUUCAAUGAUGAUGGUACAUUUGAUGAACGUACAGAACGGUUAGCUCCUAACGAUUGGUAUAGAGAAGAUCCUCAAAUGACUCGAUAUGAUUUAAGUAUUGCAAUUCCAGGAAUUGAUGAUAGAUAUUACUUCAGCGGACAACAUCGAAUGCGUAUUGUUCUGUCACAAGAUGAAAGAAAUCGUAAGCCAUGCCAAGCCACUGGUUACGGUGAAGUACGAGAUUACACAGUACAGAUCAUGCAGACAACUGCACAUUGA